AUGAGCCAGGGAGUUGGCAAUAUCAAGUUGCAGAAAACCUGCGAGUCCGGUCCACCAAUUUUACCAAUUGUAAAUAUAGAAGAAUCUAUGCAGAAUAGGUCAAUAGUAUCAUUACCUAAUGUUGAGGGUUCAAAUUCAAAAACGCUAAUAACUUCAUUGGACCCAAAUGAUCCUAAUUCGGACAAUAUGUUCUCUGAUUCGAAAGAAGUUAUAAUUCCUUUAUCACCAUUGAAAAAAGUUAUUACUACUAAUUCGGAUAAUGGAUAUUUACCGGUUCAAGAUUCGGAUAGUAAUAGGAUUUCACAGGCGUCAUCUGGCUCAGGUUCAUUACCAUCCUGGGCUUACGCGUAUUAUACUCUUCCAUCAGACAGUAACAGGGAUACCCUUUUGCAAGAUAGAACAGAUGAAUCAGACAUAAUCAUAUUGGAUCCUUCAACCUCUGCGGCAGCAGGUGUUGGAACUCCUGAUUAUAGCAAUAAGAAAAGCAAUUCUCAAAAAUCCCCAUCGAGUCGUAGUAAACCUUCUCGUUUUUCAUUUAAAAUACCUUCUACGACAAGUUUUUAUACAUUAUCACAACGAGCAUAUCAUUACUCAAGGGAACCUUUUAUUAUAUGUCCAUUCGGUUCGGUUUUGUUUACGAUGGGAUUUUUAUUUCCACCACUUUGGUGGUUUGGAUCUUUUUACCCUCGACAUUCAAAAUCUACCACGGAUUUUCGGUGGAAAAAAUACAAUAGGUUAAUGUCUAUUUUUUCAUUCUUCUUGAUAGCUGGUAUAUUGGUUAUAACAAUUUGGUAUUUAAGAUAUUAUGAAGAACCGGAUGAAUUUAGAUUGGUAUAA
Molecule: messenger RNA, 837 nt
Organism: Funneliformis geosporum
Lineage: Eukaryota; Fungi; Glomeromycota; Glomeromycetes; Glomerales; Glomeraceae
Source: the annotation of a GenBank genome assembly